Fusarium oxysporum Fo47 is the source of this 432-nucleotide messenger RNA. RefSeq lists its product as uncharacterized. The record is from RefSeq and is a predicted model, not a curated record. The coding region runs from base 1 to 432 and encodes 143 amino acids. Lineage: Eukaryota; Fungi; Ascomycota; Sordariomycetes; Hypocreales; Nectriaceae. The transcript has a single exon.
AUGAGACUAUACUACACACGACACAACUUUGGGUUUUACGGCCCAUGGAUUGCUUUUGCUCUAACAGCUAUUGGCAAUGCGGUCGUAGCAGACUUAGCAGAAGGAAGAGACAAUGAGCCGCAAAUCACAGCCGGUUACCGGUCUACCCUGAUCCUCGCAGCGCGGGGUUUGAGCAAACAGGCCAGGAAUUAUUAUGUCAGUAGACUUUUGGCUAUUCAAGUUCAGAAAGCCUUGAAGCCGGAGGAUCUGCAGUUAGUUCAGACUCAUGCCGUGGCUGCUUACAUGGCGGAUGAUGAGCAGGCUCUUAUGGCGGAACAUUCGGAUAGUUUAUGGCCGAUUCCGGGACUAGCGAUAAUGAAUGAAAGCCCAGAGAGGACUAGGCUGAAGAACCUGAUUGCCAGUGUUCGAGACCUUGAUAUACAAUCUGUGUAG